AUGGUCACGAAACCGUCGAAGGGGUGUGCCGUCGGCGCCAACCAAUGUCAUAAGAAGCACGGGAAGAGGCAUUCUCACACUCCACCGCCUCUCAGGAAGAAGACCCUGAAAGCCGGACUAUUCGCAGACGACAGCAUCGUUGAUAAUUAUCGAAUCCCCACGAUUUGCAGUGAGGACCGAGAAGCCGAAGACGGAGCGGAAACCGAAUCUUCGCCGAUUCCACUUCUGCCCAUGCCCGUCAACACUGGUCUGGAUCUCAUGGGCAGUACAACGCACUUCCGAUUGCCCUACGAUAUCUGGUAUCUUCGAAAACAUCAAAAACUUCCAAUGAGCAACGAUCUUCUGGGCGGAGCCAAUUACAAGCGUAUCAAAUCAAACAUCUACGUAGACGUCAAACCCAUAUCCGAGUACGAGGCUCAGGCGUGCAUGUGCAAGAAACCCUCAAGCGACGACGAGGCGUACGGGUGUGGUAGCGAAUGCCUCAAUCGAAUGAUGUACGCCGAGUGCUCGGCGGCGCUCUGCCCCGUCGGGGAGAAAUGCAACAAUCAGAAAAUUCAGAAGUUCGAAUGGUGUCCGGCACUGCAGCGAUUCAAAACGAAAGAUAGGGGCUGGGGCGUUCGGUCGCUCGAAACCAUCAAAGCGGGUCAAUUUAUUUUGGAGUAUAUUGGCGAGGUCGUAUCGGACACCCUGUUCCGCAGACGUAUGGAAGAGGUCUACAAGAACGACAAGCAUCACUACUGUCUGAACCUGAGCGGUGGGAUGGUCAUCGACGGAUACCGUAUGGCCAACGAGGGUCGUUUCGUCAACCACAGCUGUGAGCCCAACUGCGAAAUGCAGAAAUGGUCGGUCAAUGGAGUUUAUCGCAUCGCGCUCUUCUCCUUGAAGGACAUACCCGCCAUGACCGAACUCAGCUACGACUACAACUUCGAAAAUUUCAACAACGACCGACAACAACUGUGUCGAUGCGGGAGUCAGAACUGCAGAGGUUUCAUCGGAGCUCGGAAGAAAGUGGAAAAGAGCGACAAGAUCGACCUCGGUCAGAGCGGCAAGAAAUCCGGCAACAAGAAACAACAGCGGAAAAAAUCCGCGUCCAAUCGGAUCAAAGACGAGAAAGACAAAGUCAACGGCGCGCAGUCGAACAAUCUCGUGAAGGUUUCGUGUGCGAGACCCAUGUCGCAUCAGCAAAGGUGUUUCGUGCUCAAGCACAAUCUCUUCCUUCUACGUAAUUACGAUCUCAUUCGGAGAACGCGCGGUCUCUCUCGGGGGGUCGAGGAGGAGAACGGAGCCGAUCAGGGCAACGAAGGUUUCAGAACCCAGCUGACGGCCCUAAGCACGGCCCGUUCCGUGAAGACGAGGCAGCUUGCGGCAGCUCAAGACGACACUAACUGCGUACGGGCAGCGAAAAUGGCGCAAGUUUUCAAGGACAUCCUCAACGCUAUCCAUGCGUGCAGGGAUCUCCACGGCAAGGAGCUCUGCCUGCGAUUGAAUACACUUCCGCCGAAAAAGAAGUUCCUCAACUACUAUCAGCACAUAUCUCAGCCGAUCGAUCUUUCAACGAUCGAAGCCAACGUCGACAAGGGAGCGUACGCUUCAGUCGAACAAUUCUGCGCCGACGUUCAACUACUCUUCUCAAACUGGACAUCGUAUGCCGAACAAUACGAAAGCGAUCUCGUCAACGACCUAGGAGCUCUGAGAGGAACGUAUAAGGACUCGCUCUUGGCCUGCACGCCCAUGCUGAAUGACAUCGCUAUGGAUGACGGCAACGCGGCGUCCAUCGAUCACCGGACGGUGGACUGCAUUUGUAGAACGACGUCCCGUCAUCUUAGAGUGCAGAAGUGCGAGUCUUGCGACCGCUGUCUACACGAGCACUGCGCCUCUCGAGGAGAAGAGAAACGCGUCAAGUGCGCGUCGUGUGCGAAGCCGCCGCUCCUGGAUAUACCUCUGGAAGAUCCCGAGAAGGACACGAGUUCAAGUCCUUACGUGAGAAUGCUCUGCGUAACCAACGGCAGCGUUCUCCUGCACAAGGGGGGUUUCGGCUACAGGAAAUCGGACGUUCGCUGUGUGAUUCAGAUCUGUGACAUAUUCGUCAAGGAUUCGGAAAAGUAUGUUCGCGGUUUCGAGUUCCUACCACCGAGUCAUUUCCCUGCUUUAUUCAAAAAUCGGACCGUCAACGAUCGCGAGCUCGUCCGCCUACCGGAGGCCACCGCCAUCCCGCUCAGCGACCUGGUCGAAGACCGGGUGUGCUGUGUGUUGAACGUUGGGGAUUUCAGUGCGGGCAAACCCACACACAUAAAUUCGGAGGACAUUUUCGUCUGCGAGUAUCGUCUCGACAGACGGAAACAACAGCUGCUCCCGAUCAAAAUGCAGCUCGAAAUCUCUGCGGGGACUUUUGAGCUCUUCUCGACGAAAAAACCAUUCAAGCGGAAUACGCGAAUCAGAGAGGAGCUCCCGCUGCAAACGCAGUCAUCCAACGCGAGGAAAAUCGAGAGGGACGUUAUGAAAGCUCUGAAUUUCCACCACCGGAAACGGAAUUUACAGCGGGUUCUGAUCCAACGAUCGAAGUUUUUCAACCAGGGCUUGUCGGAAGACCCAUCCACGACUGUGAAACAGAACGGAGUCGGCGGAUACGCCGUCUGUAGAUAG
Galendromus occidentalis (western predatory mite) is the source of this 2643-nucleotide messenger RNA. RefSeq names its product histone-lysine N-methyltransferase ash1 (gene ash1). Gene Ontology annotation, molecular function: protein binding; histone H3K4 methyltransferase activity; chromatin binding. The coding region runs from base 1 to 2643 and encodes 880 amino acids. Gene Ontology annotation, cellular component: nucleus; nucleoplasm. The record is from RefSeq and is a predicted model, not a curated record. NCBI's taxonomy places the organism in Eukaryota, Metazoa, Arthropoda, Arachnida, Mesostigmata, Phytoseiidae. Gene Ontology annotation, biological process: regulation of DNA-templated transcription. The transcript has 4 exons.